Durusdinium trenchii is the source of this 1791-nucleotide messenger RNA. The record is from the annotation of a GenBank genome assembly. Lineage: Eukaryota; Dinophyceae; Suessiales; Symbiodiniaceae.
AUGAUCAACUCGGAGUUGAUUUCACAGGCGCUGGAAGGAACUGCCAAUGACAGCUGCUCCUCUUUUCCCGAGAAGAAAAAGCAACCGCAGGCUUGGGGCAUGUCGGUGGGCUUGCUUUGGAAGCUUUGGCUCUACAUCCGGGAAGACCUCUUGGGGUAUGCCGCUGCACAUCGAACUGAUGGUAAGACUGAUGGCAAGCGCCUCGUCGAUCCGUGCUUGUGGACGCACUGGGCGGAUGACGUUCAACCCACCUCCAGUGGGGCUGCCUCCAGCGACGGGUGCGAGAGGAUGAGGGGAGACAUGCACUUGGUGGUGCAACGCUACGUCCUACCCUGGACCAAGACCUUUGACGCUGGCUUGGCCUUGGUUUUGAACGCCGGAGGAAUAGCCUGGUCGAGAAAGUCGGCCGACUUGUUCUGCAUGGCGAGCACUUUUGUUUCGCACAGCUGGGCCGAAGCCUUUGAAGAUUUCGCGCUCACCUUGCAUCGACUCCUGGAUGAAGAGGCCGUGGUUUGGAUUUGCAGCUUUGCUUUGUGGCAGCAUGGAGACAUCUCAGCCAGUUUGUCCUCCUUGGAUAGAUGUCCUUUCGCCAUCGGCAUGCGUGCCGCGCGACGGGUUCUGGUGCUCACGGAUCACAGUGCAGAUACCUUGGAACGCUGCUGGGUGGUCUUCGAGGCAGCCUUGGCACAUGAGCUGGGGAAGGAGAUGGGAUGGGACAUCGACUACAACAUUUGCUUACCCGAUGACGGGGACGCCGCCUCCUGGCGCAUCGUAGGCCAUAAACUCGAGCAGCUGGACGUGGAGGCCUGCAGGGCAUCCAACAAGCGGGACAAAGAGGAGAUUUUGAGCUUCAUCCGAAAGCAGAAGGGCGGCAUUUUCGCGUUGAACAGCAACGUGCGCAUGCUGGCUCGGCAAGCAAUGGAAAGGUCAGAGCUGAUGGCUGCCGCAGUAGCAGGUGACCUAGGACGCAUCGACCGCGCGACUGACGAAGAGCUCUUGACUUGGCGAAACAUCCGGGGACGCACAGUGACCCAUGUGGCAGCAGCCUGCUCCCAGGUGGCCGCCUUGGUGAAGGUCCUGGAGCGAACAAAGUUUGCUCAUCUCAACUCGUUGGAUGAGGACUCCCGCUCCCCGCUUGGGGUGGCGGUCGAAAGUAGUCAAGUUGCCUCAGUCUUGGCCCUGCUCGCCCUACGCGCGGACAUUGAGCUGCGCAAGAGCGACGCGGGCCACACGGCGCUGCACUUGGCGGCGAUGCAUGGGAAUCCGGACAUCACCCAGGCCCUGGUGGACAUGAAGGGUGACUUCGAGGCCGAGACCAUCUACAAUGGCCGAAUGGGAUACCGACCCAUCACGAUCGCUUGCAACGAGGGAAAUGUGAAGAUUGUAAGGUUGCUGGUGGACAGCAGAGCCAACAUGCUCGCAAGGACCUCCACAGGCGCUGCGGCGCUACACGUGGCAGCCUGGACGGGCCACUCAGAAGCGGCAGCGGUGCUGCUGGCACGGAAGGCGGAUGUGAACAUCACCACCAAGGACGUGUUUCAGCGGACGCCUUUGUCUUUGGCUUUGAUGAAUGGACAUUCUGCCACCGUGGGCCUGCUUCUAGGAGCCAAGGCGCCUAAGCACCCAAAGUACGUCACCGGAGGACGUGGCCAGAGAAGAACCGUUGGCCCAUGUACACCAAUUUUGGGGCCGACAACAAGUGGUGCAUGGAAUGCAGACUCAAUGAUAGCGACAGCGAAGAAGAGUGUGGACUGUGCGGAGGUGCCCAAAGCAGACCCCGAGAUGUUGUAA